Messenger RNA from Mytilus trossulus (common blue mussel), 661 nucleotides. Its product is annotated as snaclec 6-like. Bases 53 to 553 code for a protein of 166 amino acids. The transcript has 6 exons. The record is from RefSeq and is a predicted model, not a curated record. Gene Ontology annotation, cellular component: external side of plasma membrane. Gene Ontology annotation, molecular function: carbohydrate binding. NCBI's taxonomy places the organism in Eukaryota, Metazoa, Mollusca, Bivalvia, Mytilida, Mytilidae. Gene Ontology annotation, biological process: biological process involved in interspecies interaction between organisms.
AUCAGGUAUUCUUGGACUUUUGGUUUUACUGGCAAUUUUACCAUCGUUGUUUAUGUCUACUUCACUUACAGGCGCAAGUGCAGGUUGUCCAGCAGUAACGUGUCCAGCUGGUUAUAUGAAGCUAGAUGACCAAGGAAUCAGUCCGAACUGUUACUUUUUUGGUGGAAGAAAUGAUGCAAGGAGUUGGCAUUCUGCUGAUGCCGUAUGUACCAGUACUAGUGGAGCUCAUCUCUUGGUACCUGAUAGUCUAGCUGAGAUUGAGGCCCUCAGACGGAAAUUUGGCAUCGGUGACAACGAUGGGGAUGUUUGGACUGGUGCCAACGAUUUAAGGAGUUCCGGGAACUUUAUGUUUAAAGUAAACAAUAAAAACUUUGAUUUCAACGCUCUACCAUUUGGAGUAGAAAAUGAAGUGGGCAUGCGUGGUAGCCCUAGCUGUGUAGAAAUAGAACUAAACAGUAAUGGCGUUUGGGGCUGGGAUGGUGAUGCUUGUACUGAGACAGAAAACUAUAUUUGCGAGUUACCAGUAGUAUGCAAUACUGGUCUCUUCGGAUAGGACAUGUUAAGAACUAGAUGGAUUGUUUUCAGGCAAAGACACAGGUGUGAAAUAAAUAACACAACGACUGUAACUGUUUUCAUAUCUUCUUUCGUUGGUCCGUUUGAU